Pelobates cultripes (western spadefoot toad) is the source of this 174-nucleotide messenger RNA. The record is from the annotation of a GenBank genome assembly. NCBI's taxonomy places the organism in Eukaryota, Metazoa, Chordata, Amphibia, Anura, Pelobatidae.
GACCUAUCCUGGACUUACCCUUUCGCCUCACAUGGACCAGGACCUAUACUGGACCUACCUUUUCUCCUCCGAUGGACCUGGACCUAUUCUGGACCAACUAUCUCUCCUCUCAUGGACCUGGACCUAUUCUGGAUCUACCCUUUCUCCUCCCAUGGACCUGGACCUAUCCUGGAC